Molecule: messenger RNA, 1212 nt
Organism: Budorcas taxicolor (takin)
Lineage: Eukaryota; Metazoa; Chordata; Mammalia; Artiodactyla; Bovidae
Gene: CHAC2
Product: ChaC glutathione specific gamma-glutamylcyclotransferase 2
Exons: 3
Coding region: 52-618 (188 amino acids)
Biological process (GO): glutathione catabolic process
Cellular component (GO): cytoplasm
Molecular function (GO): glutathione specific gamma-glutamylcyclotransferase activity; gamma-glutamylcyclotransferase activity
Source: RefSeq, a predicted model, not a curated record
GGCCGCCACCGCCACCACCGCCAGCCACCACGGAGGAAAAGCAAGGGAAGGAUGUGGGUUUUUGGUUACGGGUCUCUCAUUUGGAAGGUGGACUUCCCCUAUGAGGACAAGCUGGUUGGCUAUAUCUCAGGCUACAGCAGGCGCUUCUGGCAGGGCAGCACCGACCACCGCGGAGUUCCUGGCAAGCCUGGAAGAGUUGUGACUCUUGUUGAAGACCCUGCGGGUUGUGUAUGGGGUGUUGCUUACAGACUGCCAGUAGGAAAGGAAGAAGAAGUAAAAGCAUACCUUGAUUUCAGAGAGAAAGGAGGCUACAGGACCACAAAAGUCAUUUUUUAUCCAAAAGAUUCCAUAACAGAACCAUUCAGUGUGUUGCUAUAUAUUGGAACAUGUGAUAAUCCUAAUUAUCUUGGUCCUGCACCUCUGGAAGACAUCGCUGAACAAAUUUUUAAUGCAGCUGGUCCAAGUGGAAAAAAUACAGAAUAUCUUUUUGAACUUGCAAAUUCUAUGAGAAGCCUUGUGCCAGAAGAUGCAGAUGAGCAUCUUUUCUCUUUAGAAAAAUUAGUAAAGGAACGUUUAGAAGGAAAGCAGAACUUCAAUAGCAUAAAAAGACCUAACUGAUUUUUCCACACAAGCAGAACUUUUAAUCUUCAGAGAAUGGCUUCACUGCACAAUAUGAUUUGUAAACGUGUUUACUUGAAAGUCUUAGUUGUGUUUAAUGUUGUAGUCAAGAUAAUAUCUAAAUUCACAGUUUAAUUGCAACUGGCCUGGAACUCAUACAUACUCAAAAUAUUGGGAUACAGAUAAAGAAAAAAUUCAUUUCAAUAAUAUAAUGAAUGAUUCUCCAGCUAUGAUAUUGACUACUUGCUCAUGAGAAGUUCUUUAGAAAAAUACAAUGAAGGACUCAGUUCAGAUCUUGUUUUUAUCUAAAUAAAUACAAUUCUGUUGUUUCAUAUUGCAAUUUUAAAGUUGUAGAGAAUUAGACCAAAAGUCCAAUAAUUAUAAUAAGGCUAUGCCUUUAAUAUAUUCCCAUAUGUUAACUCUGUAAUCAUGGUUUAAGAUAAAUAAGCUUGAAAUAACAUAUAAGUAGAUAUAUAUGGUAAUGUAGACAAGAUUUUGGCCUUGAUCGUGAACUUCUUUGUUUAGAUUUUAAAUGAAACUCCAAUUUAAGCCAAAAAGUUAGCAUUCUAAUAUAAAAACUUCCUUGGAAUUAUA